Molecule: messenger RNA, 3501 nt
Organism: Cotesia congregata
Lineage: Eukaryota; Metazoa; Arthropoda; Insecta; Hymenoptera; Braconidae
Source: the annotation of a GenBank genome assembly
AUGGCAGAAGUCAUGCAGAUGUUUCUAUUUCUAUAUAAAUCAAAAUACCGCAGGAAAAACCCCUGGAGAAAUGAUAACAGGAGCAAACUGGUGUCUGGUAUACCGUGUAUGUUUUUAUGGAUAGUUUUAUUGUGGGUCGCGGUGCUAUGGAGCACAGCGACAGCAUCAUCGUCUUCUUCUUCGUCCUCAUCCUCAUCAGAAUCAACAUGCGAUUCCAACAAUUGUGUCAACGGUAAUUGUGUCAAUGGUAGUUGUGUCUGUCAUGAUGGCUGGCAAGGUUCUGCUUGUCAGUACUGCAGUGGAAAAAUCAGACUGACAGCAGCGUCGGGGAGCAUCCACGAUGGAGCUGGGAAUUACUCGACAGAUGUUAAGUGCUCGUGGCUGAUCGAGAGCAGCCAGAAUUCCUCAAUUCGGAUGCAUAUUGAAGAAUUUGCGACAGAAUGUGGCUGGGAUCACUUGUAUAUAUACGACGGCGAUAGCGUAGAGGCACCGCUACUUGGCGUAUUUACCGGAUUGAUGCACAAGGAUGAUUACCACAUCCGUCGGGUUCCGGAAGUAAUAGCACGAUCUGGCAGCGUCUUCCUACAUUUUUAUUCCGACGUAGCUUAUAAUAUGAGCGGAUUUAAUAUUACAUAUAAAACUAAUGCUUGUCCUAGCAGGUACUCGCAUAUAGAUUGCUCAGGAAAUGGUGUUUGUAUUGAGGGAGUUUGCACUUGUGAUGCAACUUGGACUGGCGAAGCCUGUGAUUCUCCAGUUUGUCCCAAUAAUUGCUCUCAGCAUCACAAUCAAGGCGAGUGUGAUCGUGAGAGACAUCAAUGUAUUUGUUUGCCAGGAUUUAAAGGUUCAGACUGUAGCCAAAGAGUGGAACGUGGUUACUGGGAAACGAUAUCAUACAAUGACUUUUCCCCAGAAGGCUCAGCAAGUCACUGUUCAGUGGUUUGGCGUGACUCAUUGUACGUAGUCGGCGGUGAAAGCUUUCAUAAAUCCAAGAUGAUAUACGUUUACGAUUUCAAUGGAAACGUUUGGGAGACACCCCACAUCGAGGGUAUGCGUCCAGCGCCGCGAUACGCGCACUCAUGUGUGUUAUUUGGUGAUAAAAUUUACAUGUACGGCGGGGUAAUUAAAAAUUCAACAGUAACAAACGAACUAUGGGCGUUCGACGUAUCCGCAAAAGUCUGGGAGAACGUAACAGUAAGGCACAAUUGCAACAACAAAACAAUGUGCGGUCCCCUGAAAGUCGCCGGCCAUACCGCCAAUCUGAUCCACAGUUACGACAAGAGCGAAAAAAUGGUGGUAAUUUUCGGACACUCGCCUCACUACGGCUAUCUCAACAUCGUCCAGGAGUACUCCUUCGGAACCCGCGAGUGGAAGAUCGUCGAGACCGUGGGGUUCCCUGUGAAAGGUGGCUACGGGCACAGCGCGGCUUAUGAUUCCCUCACCAACCUCAUCUACGUCUACGGAGGAUAUGUGUCCGAAUCUCAAAGCACGCAGAGCUUAACCAACCGGAUCUACUCCUACCACCCUAACCACCGAGUCUGGAGACUCUUGACUUCAGCUCCAUCUGCUAGAUUCUUCCACACGGGUGUCUUUAUAACCGGGGGACUGAUGAUCGUCUUCGGAGGCAACACUCACAACGACACGAUCCACUCCCACGGCGCUCUGUGCUACUCAGCUGAUACAAUCGCCUACGACGUGACCUGCGAUGCCUGGCACAACUUCCCAAUGCCUCCCGAGAUGUCUAAUCUCCCAAGGUACGGCCACUCAGCGACAGUCUUCGAAAAAUCAAUGUACAUAUACGGCGGAUUCGACGGCCAAAUGUUAUCAGACAUGUUAAAAUACACCCCCGGAAGCUGUUCUAAUUUAACACCUCAAACCCAGAACUCUUGUCUGAUCUCCAGGUCAGGAACCAAGUGCAUCUGGGACAAGCAGAGAAGCGGGUGUCUGCAUGUAGCUGAUGUUCCUCGUGACAUACUAAGAACAGAUGAUGUCCACGAUGGAAGAUACAUGCAGUGCAUGGACGACACUCAGCCCAGAGGAAUGACCUCACAUAAAGAACUCUGUAAAUUACUUACUGAUUGCACUGCCUGCGUCCAAACUUCUUACAACUGCGUGUGGUGCGGAAAGAGCUGUGUGUAUGAAAUGUGCAGACGCACUGCCAAUGCUCCACCUCUUGCGGGAAUUACCACUUUAGAAGAAUGCGACGCUCACACUGGAGUCGAGUGUCUUCAAUUGCACACUUGUCCAGCUUGCUAUAAUAAUAUAAACUGUCACUGGUCGUGGUCCAACGGUCCAGAUAGGUGCAAGCCUACCCCUAAAAUUCGUGACAUAAAUAUUAUGAAUGGGUCAAUCCAGGCUCAAGCUCAGCGCUUAUCUUUAGACACUUGCAGAAGUCCUUGUGUUGAGUACACUUCUUGUAGGAAUUGCACAGAGUCUGAUUGCAUCUGGUGCCAGAAUGAACACAAGUGUGUUGAUAAAAAUGCGUACCCGGCUAGCUUUCCCUAUGGACAGUGUAGAGAAUGGACUACUAGUGACUCGAGGUGUAGGGCUACGGAGACUGGUCGCGAGUGGUGCAGCUUUUAUUCCUCGUGCUUGAGCUGCAGGUCGGACCCCGGCUGUGGUUGGUGCGAUGAUGGCUCCAAUACUGGCAAGGGAAAGUGCAUCGCUGGAGGAGCCAGAGGGCCCAAGAUGGGAAGUUCUGAAGACACUUGUCCGGUUGAUAGAUGGUACUUCACCAAGUGUCCGAGCUGCCAGUGCAAUGGGCACAGUACGUGCUAUCCUAAUACCACUGAGUGCAUCAAGCCGUGUGGGAACUUAACUCGAGGGGCUCAUUGUGAUAAAUGUAUGACUGGGUACUAUGGCAGUCCUCUCAAUGGCGCUACUUGCCAGCCUUGUUCUUGUAAUGAUCAGGGGACUGAGUAUGACCUUGUUAUAGAUUACCAAUUUACAUUUAAUUUGAGUAAAAAGGAAGACCGGCACUAUCGAGCGAUAAAUUUUAAAAAUUCACCAUCUAAACCUGACGUGGACGCUGAAUUUUCCAUAACUUGCUCGGUACUUGCCAAGAUGAACAUAACAAUAAAAAAGGGCAAUAGUCCAGAAAAACCACUUCUUCUCGGUGCCAAUUGUACGACGUAUAAACAUCGUUUCAGUAAGGCUGACUAUAAUUUUGGAAAUGAAGAUAAUAAUACGCAAACGACAUUUUACGUUUACGUUUACGAUUUUCAACCACCACUAUGGAUCCAAAUAUCAUUUUCACAAUAUUCUAAAUUAAAUUUACAACAAUUUUUCAUCACAUUUUCUACAGCAGCAGUUCUGUCCCUGCUAGUCAGACUACCAACCGGCGGCGAGGCGUACACGCCGUCAGGGCAAAGUGCUGGAUUAGCUGUUGCGUCAGCUCUAGUCACACUGGGUAGUCCUCGAAGGCCUUCGCAAGAGUUAACAACAAAAGAGCCCAAAAAAACCCGUAAAUCUGCCAGUCAACAUCCCGAUUCAACUUGUAUUUAA